CGUAUCUCCCUAUGCACCUAUUAAUGUGAGUUUGCGGCAACCCAGCCACGGACUCGCCACUUCCUUUGUUUACAGACUGAGAUAAUCCCGCCUUUUCCUGUGACGUUUCCGGCCAUGACUCAUAGCGGCUGCUGAUUGGCGGAGACUUUCCCUCUCCCUCAGCACUAAAGUUCCUGUAUCGGUGGCGCUUCCCUGUGUGUGUGGCCUGUGCCAGGGGGGCUUCUGGGUAUCUGGGGCUGAUUCCUGCCCUGAGUAUUAACUGCCCCAGGGGAGAGAGGAGCCCAAGGGCUGCUGGGAGUUACAGGAGCAGUCACUGAGCAGCUGGGAGUGGGGAGAGAUCCCCCAGCCUGAGGGGCAGGGCACCAUGGCGGAGAGACGGGGAGGAGGAGCCCAGCCUGAGGGGCAGGGCACCAUGGCGGAGAGACGGGGAGGAGGAGCCCGGCCUGAGGGGCAGGGCACCAUGGCGGAGAGACGGGGAGGAGGAGCCCGGCCGGAGGAGGAGGAGGGCCAUGACUUUGGGCAGGAGGCGACAGGCCUGUCCCUGAAUACGGAGGAGUCGGCGGGUUCUCUUUCUGUUUCCCGGGACGGCAGAACCGUGUCGCGCCCCCUAACAAACCCCCCGGAUACCCCCUAUCGCUGGUACGGGCAGACUGCCAGCCCCCGGAGCUUCCCCUCGGGGCGACAUUACUGGGACGUGGAGGGCAGCGAGUCGGGGUACUGGCGGGUAGGGGCGUCGUACCCCAACAUCGAGACGGCGGAGAAUGAGGAUUGGUUGGGGAAUAACUACAGAACCUGGGCCCUGUGCCGAUGGGCCCAUAAUAACUCCUACACCGCCAGGCAUGCUGGGAAAGAAACCAAGCUAAGCCACGCCCCUUCCUGCAGGAGAAUCAGGAUCUCAUUGGACUAUGAGGCCGGAUGCCUGUCCUUCUAUGAGCUGAGUGAGCCAAUCAGGCACUUACACACCUUCACUGCCAAAUUCACUGAGCCCCUUCAUGCUGCGUUUGCUGUGUGGGCGAGUAACGCCAGUGUGACAAUCAUUAGUUAGGGCGUUUGCCCAGUGUCGCAGCAGCCAUUUUUACUGUGGGCAGCGGCUGGGAGUACGAGGGGCGGAGCAGGACAACUGGAAGCCUUCACGUUUCACUUCAUCUCCAAAAACUUCCUUGGAUGACAUCACAUUGUGUCAUAAUGAGCCCCGCCCCCAAGCGUGAAAUUGCGGAUGUGUGACUUGUGGCAUAGACGGCACCGGUGGGCAAUAUUGUGGCGCAUUGUGUUAUUAUUCUCAUCGUAUAUAUAUUCCCAUCAAGGACGCAUAAGUACUGGCUUGUAUCACAGGGACGGGGGCAAAUCCCUCCUACCCCCCCCCCCCCCCGCCCUCUAGUAUGGGGUGCAGUGCAACUUGCUUAGCUUGGUUAUUCUCUUGUGAUUGGAAACAACCACAUUGUUCCUGUAUUGUAAAUAUGCAACUGAGAAAGCUCGUUAUAUAAUUGAGGCAAUUAAUGGGGUAGGUUUGUCCAUACCGAAGGGCAACUAAAAUUGUGUUUGAAGCAACGUUGUGCCUUACAAACAAUAAUAAAGGGUAACUAAUCAUUUGCAA
Messenger RNA from Xenopus tropicalis (tropical clawed frog), 1594 nucleotides. Its product is annotated as E3 ubiquitin-protein ligase Midline-1. The coding region runs from base 365 to 1045 and encodes 226 amino acids. The transcript is spliced from 2 exons. Lineage: Eukaryota; Metazoa; Chordata; Amphibia; Anura; Pipidae. The record is from RefSeq and is a predicted model, not a curated record.